UGUGGACCAGGCAAAGGUUGUUCUGUCAAGUAUUUCGCUCGAGCGUCGUAGGGCGGCUCAGUAUCUGGCACGCACUGAAUUGCUAACUCUACUCGGAGCUGCUCGAGGCUAUUUCUUGGAUGCCUGGUGUUGUUGUUCUUCCUCUACCAUCGCCCAGUCUCGCAGGGUUCGGUCCAGACACUCACAGCGGAACCUACCUGCCUCGACAACCUAUCGAUCCUCCCUUGGAUCAUCCCACUAUGCAUAAUGAAUUGUCAUCUUUAGGAUCUGUCCCGGAGAUCAAGGAACUUGCUAGAACCCGUGCAGAACGUAGUAAGGGUUUCGGUGCCAAAGCACUCAUUGGGUCGGCCCGCACCCAGAUACAAACAGCUCAAUCGAAGGACGCCGCUGGGGAGCCAAAGGCAGCUCUGCUUGCCUUCCAUGUCGCAGCUGCUCUAAUUAAUAUUUAUAUGACGCACCCCAAUUACGUCGCCGACAGGACUCCGGGUAGUUCAGGUAAUAAUGAGUUCGUUCGGUUUUACCAGGAAAAGGGAGCUUCUCUGGACCGUAUCAAAAGCCUCGAGGAGGAGCUUCUUAAACUUGAGAGAUCGACUACAGCUGUAUCGCCUUAUCCGAGCGAACUGUCCAGUGUAAAACCGCUCGCAGAUCGAUUGAAGAUGCUCGGUCAAAAUGGGCUUGACCCUACGACGAAACGUUAUUCACGAGAAGUUCCCGCUCCUUACCUACCGGAUUCACCUCGCCCUAUUCGACCUUCACCCUCGUUGUCCUCUAGUCUUGUUCUCAGCACCGCAUCUUCAGCAUCGAACUCUACCACACCUUCGCCAUACGCAGUCGUCCCGCCAUCGUCGUUUGGGCCGCCGUCCCCUACAUCUUCUGAUUCGUCAGAGGAGACGAGUUUCGAUCAAGCUGCGUUCCGUGCUGGGCAAUUCAGUCGCAAGAGAGACCUGGGAGGUACAUCAACAUUCGAAUCAGCUUCACACCUCUGGAGACCUCCAAUAAAUGAGGCACUAUCUGGCAUACCUUCAUCACCUGAGCGCCGAUUUCCGGAAUUGCCAAUCGAUUCCUCGAGGUCAACAUUCGAAUCAACUUCACGUUUCUGGACACCUCCUCCAAUAAAUGGCGCGCUGUCUGGCUUAUCUAUAUCGCCUGAGCGCCGGUUUCCGGAAUUGCCGAUCGACUCCCCAGGGCUACUACUUAAAUCCCACGAUUCAGAAACAUUUAGUGACACUCCCGCAACUCCUACUUCUAUCAGCCGCCGAAAGAUUCCAGCACACGUCCCGUCAUCUAUAUCAUAUAACUAUAGUCAUUCUGAUAGUACACCCCGCACGCCUCCCGUAAUACCCCAUUCACAUGCAAACGGUUCUGCAGUGACAUUCACAUCGAUACAAUACCCCGCCUUUGCAAACACAAGUAGUCACUCCGCUUCAAGGACAGGGGGCACACCCUUAUUCUCCCAGCCCCCAGCGCUUCCUCCGCAAGCGAGCAUCAACCCCUCUCCGCUUGUCCGGAGGCGAAGCGACUACGUCGAACUAGGUUCCGGCAGUGGAUCAUUCAGCGCUCGCCUCCCCAUUGAUUAUCCAGAUCUACCCAAUUCUCACGUUAUUCGCCCUCCCCCUCCGGUCGCUUCCAACUCGUUCCAGCGGCAACAUUCGCACUCGCAGUCAUAUUCCGUUAGCACGCUUAAGGAGGCUCCCAAACCGCCCACGAUACCAUCUGCUUAUCCCAUAACAUAUUGGUCUGACAUGCAGAUUGUCAGAGUUGGGCUCAAGAAUAUGGGCAAUACGUGUUACAUGAAUGCUACUAUUCAGUGUCUCAGUGCCACGGUGCCAUUUGCAAGAUUUUUCACUGAAGGUCGGUGGAGGAAGGCCGUCAAUGCAGUCAAUCCCAUGGGAACGCAAGGGAAACUCGCAUUAGCGUUUGCGAACAUUCUUUACGAUAUGUCUCACUCCGAGCUUCCGCAUCUGAUCCCAACAACGUUCAGGAAAUCAAUAUGCGUAUAUGCCCCUCAAUUCUCGGGAUCUGACCAGCAUGACUCGCAAGAAUUCCUCACCUUCCUGCUCGAUGGUCUCCAUGAAGACCUUAACCGUCCUGAACGCGAAGCCGAACUGGAGCGACUUCCUCAGACGAUUGCCAGUUCACAGGAAUGGGAGAUAUACCGGAUGCGGAACGAUUCACUCAUUGUAGACUUUUUCCAAGGACAAUUUAGGAAUCGAUUGGUGUGCUUGACAUGCCAUAAGACAUCGACGACGUACAAUUCCUUCAUGUACCUUUCGCUUCCCAUGCCUUCCGUAAAGGGCCCAUCCAAAAUAUCUUUGCAGUCAUGCCUAGACGCGUUUGUCAAAGAAGAAGUGCUCACGGGAUCAGAGGCUUGGCACUGUCCGUAUUGCAAAACUCUACGUAACGCCACCAAACAGCUUUCGUUGUCCCGUCUUCCACCAAUUCUGCUUAUUCACCUGAAGCGCUUCUCGCAUAAAGGGGUAUUUACGGACAAGAUCGAGACCGUCGUCGACUUUCCUCUUAAGGGUUUGGAUUUGACGAAUUACAUGCCUCCAGCACUACCCCCUGGGAUGCAUAACAGUUCAGCGAGUGGUAUUGGCAUCGAUGAUCCGCGAGUGCAGACGCCACCAUACAAAUACGAUCUAUACGGCGUAACAAAUCAUUUUGGAAAUCUAAGCAAUGGGCAUUAUACCGCUUUUAUCGCUUCUCGUGGAGGAUGGCUUUAUUGUGACGACAGUCGGGUCACACCGACUGACGCUAAGGACAUAGUGGGACGCCCAGCAUACGUGUUGUACUACAAGAGGAUCAAAUCAUAGAAUCAAUCAAACUUGUUUCACUACUUAAGAUCUUGCUUAUUUGGAUCAAUGGAUGUUUAUCUUCUCGAGUCAAGUCAAACUUACAUUCGCUAUACUUGCUGUUAUCCCUUGUAGCUCGCAUGUCAUUCCUUACUGUUGUUUCUUUUGGCCGAAUUUUCGUAGUCUAUGUGUACUCUCAUAUCCAUAAUGUCAUUUGCUUUCCGAGUCGUA
Messenger RNA from Suillus paluster, 3023 nucleotides. RefSeq lists its product as uncharacterized. The transcript has 14 exons. Bases 120 to 2813 code for a protein of 897 amino acids. Gene Ontology annotation, molecular function: cysteine-type deubiquitinase activity. Gene Ontology annotation, biological process: protein deubiquitination. NCBI's taxonomy places the organism in Eukaryota, Fungi, Basidiomycota, Agaricomycetes, Boletales, Suillaceae. The record is from RefSeq and is a predicted model, not a curated record.